UGCGCGCGUGUUUGUGUGUGUCAACAAUCUGUGCGACACGUGCUUUUUUCCAUAUUGCAUUUUCUUCAGAAUUUUCGUGUUUUUCUUUCUCUUCACAUUCCCCGGGAGUAUAUUUGGGACAAAAUGGAGACGCAACUUAAGGAGGUGGCACUGAAAUUGCACGAGAUUGGUGCCGUGAAGUUCGGGGAGUUCAAGCUGAAGACCGGUCGAAUGUCACCUGUUUACUUCGACUUGAGGGUCAUCGUGAGCUACACAGGAGUCAUGAAAUCCUUGGUGAAUCUGCUGAUUGAGGUUAUCAAGAGAGAGGAAAUCGAUGCCAAAUACGUCUGCGGAGUGCCUUACACUGCCCUUCCUGUGGCCACUGGUGUCUGCUGGGAGUCCAAUCUCACUAUGCUGAUGCGUCGGAAGGAGAAGAAGGACUAUGGGACGAAGAAGCUGAUUGAGGGACACUUUGAGCGCGAGGAAAACUGCCUAAUUGUUGAAGACAUCAUCACGUCAGGCGGAAGUGUCUUGGAAACAGCUGACGAUUUGAAGGCUGAGGGUCUGCUCGUGACCACAGCCCUGGUGAUCAUCGACAGAGAGCAGGGAGGCAAGACCAGACUGGCUGAGAAAGGUAUCGAGAGCUUCUCUCUCUACACGAUGUCCUCAUUCCUGGACAUUCUGCACAAGGCGGGAAAACUUCAGGAAGAAACUGUCCAGUCUGUGCUGAAGUACAUUGAAGAGAACAGAUUCCCACCAUCAGCUGCUGUAGCUGAAGCUCCAGUUGAUCGGCUGAAGAUGUCUUUUGCUGAGAGAGCUACUCUGGCGAAGAAUCCUGUGGCAAAGGAGCUCUUUAGACUGAUGCAGACGAAGCAAUCCAAUCUCUGCCUGGCAGCUGACCUCACGAAGACUGCAGACAUUCUCAAUCUAGCCGCCGAAGUUGGUCCCUUCCUCUGCCUCCUGAAGCUCCACGUGGACAUAAUCAAGGACUUCUCAAAGGACUUCAUAGCGUCACUCAAGCAAUUGGCGCAGAAGCAUCGAUUCCUGCUGAUGGAGGAUCGCAAAUUUGCCGAUAUCGGCAGUGUUGUGGAGAGUCAGUAUCAGGAUGGCGUGUAUGAGGUGUCUUCUUGGGCUGAUGUGGUCACUGUGCAUGCUCUUCCGGGUCCUGGCAUCCUUCAGGGCCUGCGGAAGGUGAUGAAGGGCACAGAAGAGAAGCGGGGAAUGUUCAUCCUGGCGCAGCUCAGCUCUGCCGGCGCUCUCACCACUUCUGCCUAUGCCCAGGACGCUGUGAAGCUCACUGAGGGCUUUGAAGACUUCCUCACGGGUUUCGUGUGCCAAGACGGAAGUCUUCUCAAAGCCCAUCCGGGCGUCAUUCAACUGACGCCGGGCGUGAAGAUUGAGGGAACCGGCGAUGGCCUCGGGCAGCAGUACAACACACCAGCAAAGGUGAUGGGAGAACUUGGAGGCGACAUUGCUGUGGUCGGGAGAGGCAUUUACGAGGCGAAGGAUGCCGUGAGUGCGGCAGAAAUCUAUCGCACCACUCUCUGGGACGCAUAUUCCAAGAGGAUCCACUGA
This is a messenger RNA of Phlebotomus argentipes, 1554 nucleotides long. RefSeq names its product uridine 5'-monophosphate synthase (gene r-l). The coding region runs from base 124 to 1554 and encodes 476 amino acids. Lineage: Eukaryota; Metazoa; Arthropoda; Insecta; Diptera; Psychodidae. The transcript has 2 exons. Gene Ontology annotation, biological process: 'de novo' UMP biosynthetic process; 'de novo' pyrimidine nucleobase biosynthetic process. Gene Ontology annotation, molecular function: orotate phosphoribosyltransferase activity; orotidine-5'-phosphate decarboxylase activity. The record is from RefSeq and is a predicted model, not a curated record.